CGCGGGUCCCGAGGCGGCGGCGGCGGCUGAGUGAGGUGCCAGAGUCCAGCAUCCCAUCUCUACAUGAAGUGAAGUGAGGGUGUCUAGCAGAAAGGGCUUCGCCCUGCCCAGGGGCAGAAUGACCAAGCCGCGGCUUUUCCGCCUGUGGCUGGCCCUGGGGUCGGUCUUCAUGAUCCUGCUGAUCAUCGUGUACUGGGACAACGUGGGCACUGCCCACUUCUACCUGCACACAGCGGUCUCCAGGCCGCACUCUCCGGGGCCGCUCCCCACCCCGGGGCAGGGGCCGGAGAAGGUGCUUUCGGCAGACGUGGACGAGUUUUUGGAGAAGCUCCUCAGUUCUGGCACGAAGCAGAAUGUCCCUCCCAGCAAAAAAAUGGAGCAGCCGCCCGUCUCGGGCAGGCCUGUGCUGGGCAACAUGGAGGAGAGUGUGCGGGGCUACGACUGGUCCCCCCAUGACGCCCAGCAGAACCCCGACCCUGUGGAGCAGCAGGCGGAGCGGAGGAGCGUGCUGCGGGAGUUCUGCGCCAACGCCAGCUUCGUGUUCCCGGCCAAGGAGCGCUCCUUCGAUGACAUUCCCAACUACGAGCUGAACCACCUCAUCGUGGACGACCGCCACGGCGUCAUCUACUGCUACGUGCCCAAGGUGGCCUGCACCAACUGGAAGCGCGUGAUGAUUGUGCUCAGCGAGAGCCUCCUGGACCAGGGCGUGCCCUACCGCGACCCCCUGGACAUUCCCCGCGAGUACGUGCACAACUCCAGCACGCACCUGACCUUCAACAAGUUCUGGCGCCGCUACGGGAAGUUCUCCCGCCACCUCAUGAAGAUCAAGCUCAAGAAGUACACCAAGUUCCUCUUCGUGCGGGACCCCUUUGUCCGCCUCAUCUCCGCCUUCCGCAGCAAGUUCGAGCUGGAGAACGAAGAGUUCUACCGGAAGUUCGCAGUGCCCAUGCUGCAGAUGUACUCCAACCACACCAGCCUGCCCGCCUCCGUCAGCGAGGCCUUCAGCGCGGGCCUCAAGGUGUCCUUCUCCAACUUCAUCCAGUACCUGUUGGACCCCCACACGGAGAAGCUGGGGCCUUUCAACGAGCACUGGCGGCAGGUGCACCGGCUCUGUCACCCCUGCCAGAUAGACUAUGACUUUGUGGGGAAGCUGGAGACACUGGACCAGGACGCUGCCCAGCUGCUGCGGCUCCUCAAGGUAGACAAGAACCUCCACUUUCCCCCCAGCUACCGGAACAGAACUGCCAGCAGCUGGGAGGAGGACUGGUUCGCCAAGAUCCCCUUGGCCUGGAGGCAGCAGCUGUACAAGCUCUAUGAGGCAGAUUUUGUUCUCUUUGGCUACCCCAAGCCUGAGAACCUGCUUAGAGACUGACGGCCUUCAGGGGCACAUCCUGAACACCAAGAAAACUGUGCUGAUGUUGUGACUGUAAGUGAAGGGUCUGCUGAGCCAUGGCCAGAUUUCCUGAGGGCGGCUGACCCGUGGCCACACGCCUUUCCUAACGGCCUCCCUCCCGGUCUGGCACUUGGCAGUUCUACAGUGCUCCUGGAAUUGGCCACGCCCACACUCCGGUUUUUAAAAUAAUCUACUGUUUUGCAAUCUAGACUCACUGUUGACUCCACUGCCUCUAUUCAUUGAGUACGGUGUUAAUAUUGUUUUUUUUUUUAAGAUUAAUAUAUUUCAGAUAUUUAAUAUGAAAAGUGGCAAGGGGAAUGAUGGAGUAAAGAGUCGCAUCUGCUCUGCCUGCCCUGGUGCUUAUUCUGGUGGCGAGGUCGUUGUAGGCAUGGUGAUGGCUGAUGUGCAGGCCCCAGAAACUCCACCCGAGGAAGGGAGGUUUGAGGUUUCCUGGUUGUCUUCAGCAAGAAAGGAGGAACAUAAAUUUGAAAUCAGGCUUGAUCUGUAUCUGUAAAAAGGGAGUCGACAAACCUUCAAAAGUGAAAGCCCUUUGUUGUGUGAUAGAGCUGUGAAGAGGAAA
Molecule: messenger RNA, 1973 nt
Organism: Condylura cristata (star-nosed mole)
Lineage: Eukaryota; Metazoa; Chordata; Mammalia; Eulipotyphla; Talpidae
Gene: CHST12
Product: carbohydrate (chondroitin 4) sulfotransferase 12
Exons: 2
Coding region: 119-1372 (417 amino acids)
Biological process (GO): carbohydrate biosynthetic process; proteoglycan biosynthetic process
Cellular component (GO): membrane
Molecular function (GO): sulfotransferase activity
Source: RefSeq, a predicted model, not a curated record